AUGACCGAGCCUGUCGAAACCUACAAUUUUUAUCCCGCCCUGCAACGGAACGUGACGCCCACUGCUUCCGGCUCGGAAGUGGUGAGCUACACCUCUGACCUGGGCAACGGCGGUCCGAUUCUCACUCUCGUUCACGGAUAUCCUCAAUCUUCACUCAUCUGGCGCCACCUCGUCCCCCUCCUCCUCCCCAAAGUCUCCCUCUUCAUCCCCGAACUGCCCGGGUACGGCAUCAGCACCCCCAUCUCCGCCGGUACAGGCGACCACACGAAGCGCGCCGUCGGCCACGCCCUGCUCGAUGCUCUCGCCCAGGUGUUUGACACCAACUCUUCCUCUUCAUCACCAUCAUCAUCAUCAUCAUUACCCCGACAAGUAAUCCUCGCCGGACACGACCGCGGCGCCCGCAUCUGCCACCGCCUCGCCGUCGACGCCACUUCUAAAACCUCCUCCCCUGAUUCCUCCUCUUCCCUUCCCGACGACGAAACCAACAGCAAGUCCUCCUCCUUCUUCUUCUCCCACCACAACUUGACCAUAACCGGGCUCAUCCUCCUCGACAUCCUCCCGACCAAAUCCCAAUGGGACUUUUUCUCCGUACCUUUUCUCUCGCAGAACUACUUCCACUGGCCCUUGCUAGCCAACGUCGAGCUCGCCGUGCCGAUGAUCACAGCGUUUGGCAUUGACAAAUGGGUGCGCGGCGGGCAUUUACGGCUCGUCGGGUCGGCAAGCGAUAGUAAAGCCCGGAUUAUGAGUGAUGAGGCUGUCGAUAUACAUGUCAAACUGUUUGAGAGGGGGAAAGAGACGAUAAAAUGGACGUGUGAGGAUUAUAAGGCUGGUGCGCAGAGGGAGGUGGAUGAGCAGGUGGAGGAUUUGAGACGGGGGAGGAGGGUGGAGGUGGAUACGUUGGUGAUGUACAGUCGGGAGAAAUUGGGGAGGGGUGGGGGGGUGGAUGUUGAGGGGGUUUGGAGGGGAGGUGUUAAUUGUAGGGAGGAGAGUGAGGGGGAGGGGGAGGGGGAAGAAAAGAAGAAGAAGAAGAAGAAGGGGGAUCAGUGGGUGGGGGAUGGAGUGGAAUUGGAGGUGGUGGGUGUUGAAGAUGGGAGAGGACAUUUCCUGCCGGAGGAGGCGUAUGAUGUGGUUGGGGAGAGGGUGGUGAGGUUUUUGGAGAGGUUUGGGUUGUAA
Molecule: messenger RNA, 1173 nt
Organism: Neurospora crassa OR74A
Lineage: Eukaryota; Fungi; Ascomycota; Sordariomycetes; Sordariales; Sordariaceae
Exons: 2
Coding region: 1-1173 (390 amino acids)
Molecular function (GO): hydrolase activity
Source: RefSeq, a predicted model, not a curated record